Molecule: messenger RNA, 6284 nt
Organism: Ahaetulla prasina
Lineage: Eukaryota; Metazoa; Chordata; Lepidosauria; Squamata; Colubridae
Gene: FLT3
Product: fms related receptor tyrosine kinase 3
Exons: 24
Coding region: 82-3102 (1006 amino acids)
Biological process (GO): multicellular organism development; protein phosphorylation; positive regulation of kinase activity
Cellular component (GO): signaling receptor complex
Molecular function (GO): transmembrane receptor protein tyrosine kinase activity; ATP binding
Source: RefSeq, a predicted model, not a curated record
GAGAACCACCUGCACAUACAGAGUGUAAGCUCUUGAAAUAACAUUUCACUCAAGCGCGGAACUCUUGCACCAACAGCUGCAAUGAGACGGCAACACUUCAGUAUUUUCGUAACUAAAAGUCAGCUGCAGAUGCUUGUUCUGAUUCUUACAGUGACAUCCACUGUUGUGAUAAGCCAAACUACAUUUGAGAUAACUUGCUUUUUAAUCAAACAACACAACAAUGCUUCAAGAAAUUGGGAUUCUUCACCUUCUCUCAAGCAGAUGCAAGGUAAUGUUGAAGACCUCCAGUGUUCCUUGAAUAAUCAAAGCACUGAGAAUGCCUACAAAACAACCAAGGUUGUAGAAGUUGGUGUGCUUGAAAAUGUCAGGUUAAAAGCAGUAUUAAAUAUUUCAGAGAAUAUCGUCUGCCACUGGGUUUUUAAAGAGAUCUGGACCAAAUGUAAUUCCUCUCUGGAUUUGGAGAACCGGCACAUCGUUUCAGUGGAGUUCCCAAGAAUCAAAGAAACCCAAGGGGGAAAUCACACACUGUUAAUUACAACUGAAACCAGUAACUACAAGAUAGUAUUUAUGUUGUAUAUAAGGAGAAGCCCAGGAAAGCCAUAUUUCAUAAAACACGGAGAUGAAAGUGUGAGGUGCAUAUCAGAAGGACAUCCUACACCAGUUCUUGAAUGGUUGCCUUGCCAGGUUCCUGAUGAGAAGUGUAGAUUUGUUUCUGAAGACCUGAGGGAAAAUCAGAAAGCACAGCUUUCCUUAAGAAAAGAGGGCUUGUUAUUUGAACCACAUGUAUGGUGCUGUGCAACUACCAGUAAUAACCGGAGCAAAGUAUGCACAGAGCUUUAUACAAUAGAUCUGAGUGGAAAAUCAGAAAGCCCUGGGCAGGAACUAUUUCUCAGAGUUGGAGAUCCACUGUUCUUAAGAUGCAGAUCCAAAUAUAACACUCAUCAGUUUGGAAAUAAGUGGCAUUUUGGAAACAAGCAAUUAACAAAGAAUAUGACGCUAGAAGGAAGAUGGCAAUUGAAUUCGUCUUGGGUUAAGACUCUGUAUGCAUUUAUGUCAUCUGUGGAACAACAUAAUGGUGGUAAUUAUACUUGUUCUUCUGAAGAAAUUGCUGCUAAGAAAACUGCUAUAGUUAGAAUUUUAGACAAAGGGUUUAUCAAUAUAACCAAUGCAAAGGAAGAUUUUGAACUUGGCAUAGAAGAAAAUACCUGCCUUGAAGUUAAACUUAAAGCCUAUCCACCAAUCAGAUGCAUUUGGAUAUUUUCCCAAAUGUCAUUUCCGUGUCAGCAAACUUACACAGAUACUUACAGCAUCUCUGCAAGCUUCUGUGGUCAUAAAAAGCAACCAGGCGAAUAUUUAUUCUAUGCAGAAAAUACUGAUGUGUUUGUAAAGAGGACGCUAAGACUCUACGUGAAGAGCAUACCUAAAGUCAACAUGAGCUCAACGUUCAAUCAGUUAUCUUGCAUUGCUGAAAGCAAUCCUGCUUCAUUGUGGAUCUGGAAGGAAUGUUACAGAAAACAUAUCAAUUGCACUGAAAUCACAGAUGGAAUUUCAAAUGAAAGACAUCAAGGAACAAUAUUUGGAUCAUGGAUCUCAAGGAGCACUUUAAAUACAAAGAACAUACAAACUGGACAUUUUGUUGAAUGCUGUGCAAACAAUUCAGUUGGCUAUUCUUGUGAAUCUUAUUUUGUUGAGCCAAAAGGUAAUCUUUUGCUAUAUGCAACAUUUGGAGUCUGCUUUCCAAUUAUUGCUGGGUUGUGCAUAUUAACUUACCGAAACUAUAAAAAGCAAUUUAGAUAUGAAAGACAACUGCAUAUGAUACAAAUGGUUGGUUCUUCCAACAACGAAUACAUCUACAUUAAUUUCAGUGAGUUGGAGUAUGAUGCCCAGUGGGAGUUUCCCAGAGAAAAUCUGAAAUUUGGACAAGUACUGGGCUCCGGUGCCUUUGGAAAAGUCAUGAAUGCUACUGCAUAUGGAAUUAGCGAAGCUGGAGCAUCCAUCCAAGUUGCCGUCAAAAUGCUUAAAGAAAAAUAUGACUCUUUGGAAAAAGAUGCUCUAAUGUCUGAACUCAAAAUGAUGAUUCAUAUUGGAAGUCAUGAAAACAUUGUGAAUCUGCUAGGAGCAUGCACCAAGUCAGGGCCAGUUUACUUAAUUUUUGAAUAUUGUUGCUAUGGGGACCUCCUGAACUACUUACGAAGCAAAAGAGACACCUUUCACAAAACAUGGGCUGAAGUCUUCAGUCAGCACAAUUUUAGUUUUUAUCACAAUUUUCGAGGACAAAUCAAUUCAAGAAAUGGAAUCAUGCUAACAAAAGGAUCUUACCUACCAGCUGGCCAAAUGGAUCAGUCACACGCAAAACAAGACUUAGAUGUGAUCUCUAAAACAUAUGGAAGUGCCCUGAUUUCAGAGGAAGAUGCAAUGAAAUAUGUGAACAGGAGACUAGAUGUUGACGAAAGCCUCAAUAUAUUGACUUUUGAAGACCUUCUCUGCUUCUCAUAUCAAGUUGCCAGAGGAAUGGAGUUUCUGGAAUCAAAAUCAUGUGUUCACAGAGAUCUAGCAGCCAGGAAUAUACUAGUCACCUAUGGGAAAGUGGCCAAAAUAUGUGACUUUGGACUUGCCAGGGAUAUAAUGAAUGAUUCAAACUAUGUUGUCAGAGGAAAUGCUCGUUUACCUGUCAAAUGGAUGUCCCCUGAAAGUUUAUUUGAAGGGAUAUACACAAUUAAAAGUGAUGUCUGGUCUUAUGGAAUCUUACUCUGGGAAAUAUUCUCUCUUGGUGUCAAUCCUUACCCCGGAAUGCAAGUUAAUGAGAAAUUCUACAAGCUUAUUCAAAACGGAUUUAAGAUGGACCGUCCAUUUUAUGCUACGGAAGAAAUAUACUUAUUACUGUGUUCCUGCUGGGCUUUGGACUCCAGAAAAAGACCAUCCUUUUCGCAGCUGCUUUCCCUUCUGGCAUGCCAGCUGGCUGAGGCAGAAGGAACAGCAUGCUGGACAGAUCGUACUGAUACCUCUAAGCACGUUUCCAGUUCCAAAUGCAACCCUUAUGGGACGGGAGAAGCAGAGCUCACUAUUCCUCUGUUGGAUGAAGAUAUUGCAAGGGAAAAAUAAAGCAGACUUUUUAAUAUAUUAUUUUACAAACUAAACCACAUAAGCUGAAGGAAAUCAAAAGAGAUUACUCUGCCUUCCUUAAAGGGUCUAAUUUGCUGCUAUUGCCACUGAAUUGUUCAUAUCAGUUUUAUCCACUUUGCUUCUCAGCUGAAAUUUGGUACGGGUCUCCUUCCAUUUUAUUAACAGAAUGGAAGAUCUUCAAGCCUCAUUUUCAAGCAUGGUUGACUCAGAAGUUGUUGCUGAAUUUCUUUCAAAAUUAUAUGCAUCUCUAAAGUCAAAGUCUACAUUCCAGAUCUUUGUAUUUCAAGCAGAUGCAAACAGUAAAAUCAUAUCCAUAUAUUUUGCAAUUGAAGUUCCCAAACAUGAAUGUAUUAUAGCCUGAGCUUAACUCACACAGUUCAGCUAGCUGCACUUAUAUUAUAUCCUCACUAAAUAUAAAACCAAAGGGUUAUAUCAGCUAUCAGAAGGACAAUCAUAUAGAUAUGGAUAUUUAUGGAAAUAGUGAAUUUGGGUAGAUUACAGGGGUAAAAUCCAGCAGGUUCUGACAGGUUCUGGAGAACCAGUAACGGAAAUUUUGAGCAGUUCGGAGAACCGCCAGCGGAAAUUUUGAGUAGUUCAGAGAACUGGCAAAUGCAACUUCUGGCUGGCCCCAGAGUGAGGUGGGAAUGGAGAUUUUGCAAUAUCCUUCCCCUAGGAGUGGGGAGGGAAUGGCGAUUUUAUAGUAUCCUUCCCCUGGAGUGGGGUGGGAAUGGAGAUUUUGCAAUAUUCUUCCCCUGCCGCACCCACCAAGCCAUACCAUGCCCACCAAGCCACGCCCACAGAACCGGUAGUAAAAAAAUUGGAUUUCACCACUGGUAGAUUAUCCCUGAAUGUCCCUCAGACUACAGACUUUUUAAUACUAUUUCCCAAAGACGUUAAAGAUAAAAGGUUUCAUUGGGCAUAAAAUACUGGAAUUAUAGAUAUAUUGCUACUGAGAUUGAUAAAAUCCAGAAAAACAAUAUUUGGGGCAGAAAUGCAAGAAAAUUCCAAAUGAAAUUGGAACAGGAGCAUCCAAAUUUUGGGAGCUAAAAUUUGUUCAGAAUUUUAACUGCAGGCACUAUUACAAAACACAGCAGCUGCUAUACAUUAGAUGUGGUCCAUCACAAAGCACCUAUUGAAAGAAACCUAAUUAGGGUGCUUCUUACCAUUCUUUCCAAGACCUCCUACAUACUAUCCCCCACCACUUAUUCUUUCUUCAGUCAACCACCAUUUUUAUUUACAACUUAAUGUAAGUUCUUAUAAAGCUCAGAAACUUAAUUACAAAUUAUACAGAUGGUGAAAGAUGGGGGGCUUGUUUUUGGCAUGCCAGCAGCAAAUCGGGGAACAGGCAGGCUGGUAGAGGAUUUGGGGAAAGCUAGGUUUAGAGCAUCGAAAUAACUUCAUAAAAAAUAUAACUACUUGGCCACAUUCAUAAAAAGCAGGGGAACAUAUUCUUCAAAAGCAGCAAGAAAAGCUCUGGGAAUGCUGCGUACAGAACAAAGAAAGGGGUGAUGUACUAAGUACAAAUUAAUGCAUUCCCCCCACCUCUCUGCUUUAAAUAAAAGGCCGGGCAGGAGAAAAUCUACAAAAGACUUGUUGAGUAUGCAAGCAUAGCAGGAAAGAAAGAGAAUUAAAAAUGCUAACUUAGAUUGUCCAGUCCACUAUAAACUCCAAUGAACUGGAUCCAGAGCUAGAAUUGUAAACUUAAUAGAAGUUAGCUGCUUUAUAAUUCACAAUUAACAUGUGACAUUAGUUGAUAGGUGAGUCAAUGGCUGCAUUCACCCUAUACAAGUAAUCUGUUCUGGUGUUAUUCUAAAGUAAAUACCUAGUGAGCCAGCAACAGAUGAUCAGGGGCAUUCUAGACAAAUAGGGAACAGCCAUUUAACAAUUCACAACCCUGGGGGGAAUAAUCAAAUACUAAAAUAUUUGCUGACUACUAAAAUCAAUUUGUUCUCCACAAUUAUCUUCAGCAUUAAGGACUGUAUUAAAUGAUUAUCUGAAUAUUUGAUAGCAGUUUAUGCUUAUGCUUGAUAAUGAAUGUGUAGCAAUAUUCGACAGCAAUGUGCAACUGAAUUACUGCAGUAUUGAAUUAUCUCUUACAGUUGCCAUGCAGUUGAUUUCAAUGUGUGCUUGUAUAUACCUUUUGUGCCUGCCAAAAUCAAAAGAUGCUAUCGCCCUUAAAUUUUUAUGGCCAUGUCAAUUCCAGGUUUCAGUCUUCACCUUUGAAAAUGGUUUGGGGAUUAAGGCAAAUUUAUAAGUUAUUUUUUAAAGUUUACUUUCAUUACAAUAAACAUUGGGGCUGGAACAUAAAUCAAAGGAUAUGAGUCUUCUUCUUUUUGAUGAGACAAUGACAGGUUAUUGUUGGAAACUUGACAGAGCAGGAAAUUGAUUUUAUGUAUGCAUUCCCGCUUCAGUGUAAUAGCAAUAGUAACAGCACUUAGAUUUAUAUACCUCUUCAUAGUGCUUUAUAGUCCUCUCUAAGCGGUUUACAGAGUCAGCAUGUUUCUCCACAACAAUCAGGGUCCUCAUUUUAUUGACUUUGGAAGGAUGGAAGGCUGAGUCAAUGAGAAUCAAACUGCCAAACUGCUGGCAAUCGGCAGUCAGCAGAAUUAGGCUGCAAUACCUAUUCUAACCUCUGUGCCACCACAACUCAUAAGUCAUAACUAAAUUAAAUGUGUGGCUCUCUUCUGAUGCCACUGCUGUCUAUGAAAAUGUUCAUAAAGUGCCAAUUAAAUAUAGCAGGAUGCAUAAAUUACUCUGUGGAUUCUGAAUAGAAACUUGCUGUAUUGCCUCUAUAAUAUCUAUUUGUACUUUUUGUGUUGCCUCUAUAAUAUCUAUUUGCAAUUAAUGUGUGAUCUUUGGUAAAGAUGUUCAUUAUGAUCAAAUAAUUUAAUUCUAGAUCCUUUAUUUAAUAGGUAUUGUGUGAAAUUGUUUUAAACUCAGUUUCCACAGUUAUGUUAAAUAAAUUCAGAUCUAUUCUUUCUUUAUUUUGAGCAGAAAUGCUCAUUUUAUUCUGAUUACCUAUUUGUUCUGACAGUUUUACACAAAUAUUGCUGCUGCUUUGGGCUGAUUUUACCUGAUUAAUUAUUAUUUACUAUGCUUUUUAUAUUUUCAAUUGUACACACUUUUCAGAAAAGAAGUGCAUAGUUUUUAACAAGCCAAUA